Messenger RNA from Thalassophryne amazonica, 1377 nucleotides. RefSeq names its product LIM/homeobox protein Lhx8. The transcript is spliced from 8 exons. Gene Ontology annotation, biological process: forebrain neuron development; neuron differentiation; regulation of transcription by RNA polymerase II. Gene Ontology annotation, molecular function: DNA-binding transcription factor activity, RNA polymerase II-specific; RNA polymerase II transcription regulatory region sequence-specific DNA binding. NCBI's taxonomy places the organism in Eukaryota, Metazoa, Chordata, Actinopteri, Batrachoidiformes, Batrachoididae. The record is from RefSeq and is a predicted model, not a curated record. The coding region runs from base 315 to 1343 and encodes 342 amino acids. Gene Ontology annotation, cellular component: nucleus.
AAUGUCGAAGGAAAUUACCCCUGCUGAAUUCAGCAAUUAAAACUCAAGUAGUUAAUGAGACCUUUUCACCUUCUGCGCGACGUUUGUGACGACCUUACUCGUUUAAUGGCAGUUAUUAAAUAAAUCAGUUCUCUGCCUGCUUUUGAUUGACAGGCAAAUUGCGGUGCGGCGUUUUAACGGCGCAGUUUGCUGGCGCUCAACAACAUAAUGCGCACGUGGAGGAUUAGUUCAAGGGUUGUCUGUUUUUGGAGGUAAUGGCGAUCCUUCUCUCCUAUUUUUUUCUUUUCUCGUUGUCAUGGUGAAAAGUGAAGGGCAUGAUAUUUAUGGGAUGGCGUAGUGCGCGUUUAGUGCAGCUGCGACAGUUUGUCCGGAGCGUCAUGUGCGAGGACUGCAAAGAAGUGCGCACGGAGGACAGGACGCGCGACUUGGCUGCGCUGCCGGAGGUUUUGGAUGAAGACUCGUCGUCGGUGCAGCCGAUGUCCUCUGCGCCGCUCUUGGGCCGAACACUGUGCGCAAAUUGCAACGAGGAAAUUGUGGAUAAAUACUUAUUGAAGGUUAACGACUUGUGCUGGCACGUGCGCUGUCUGUCGUGCAGCGUGUGUCAGACUGCACUCGGCGGACACAGCAGCUGCUACAUCAAAGACACAGAGGUUUUCUGCAAACUGGAUUACUUCAGAUUCGGCACGUGGUGCGCGUGCUGCGGCCGGAACAUCCACUCCACGGAUUGGGUCCGCCGGGCCAAGGGGAACGUGUACCACCUGGCCUGCUUCGCCUGUUUCUCCUGCAAGAGACAGCUGUCCACCGGGGAGGAGUUCGCCCUGGUGGAUGACAAGGUUCUGUGCAGAGUCCACUAUGACUGCAUGCUGGACAACCUGAAGCGGGCCGUAGAGAAAGGAAAUAGAGUUAACAUGGAGGGAGCCGUUCCUACAGAACAGGAGAUAAACCAACCCAAACCCUCCAAGAGAGCGCGGACCAGCUUCACUGCCGAUCAGCUGCAGGUGAUGCAGGCCCAGUUUGCUCAGGACAACAACCCAGAUGCACAAACGCUGCAGAAACUUGCGGAGCAGACGGGCCUCAGUCGGAGAGUUAUACAGGUCUGGUUCCAGAACUGUCGAGCACGCCACAAGAAGCAUGUGAGCCCAAACCAUGCUUCCAGCACACUCUUGAGCUCGCUGCAGCCCACGGAGAUGCCCGAGGAGCUGCAUUACGCUGCCUACGGAGGGCCGGAGGGAUCCAUGCUGUCUGCACUUCACUCCUUUAUAGACAUACACUCUCCUCCGUCCAUGUUCCAGCCGCUGCUGCCAGGUCACGCCAUGACCUCUCUGCCUGUGUCGCACACCUGAGCUGCUCAAACGCGCGCACGCAGUCGACUGCACC